GGGUAAACGUCAAUGUGGAAAUAAACGUCAAAGAGUAGAGUGGAAUUAUCAAAAACUUUCGCCUCCAAUUACUAAAUAAAUUAUUAUAUUCAAACGCCGUUUAAAAACAAACGAAACUACGGAAUAAAAAAUGAAUGCGAAACACUUGAGUAAGGACUCUACGCCACCACCUCUCGUGCCUGGAAAAUUGCGUUUGUACACCAUGAGAUUUUGUCCUUAUGCUCAAAGAAUUCAUCUUGUCCUUGAUGCAAAAAAGAUCCCGUACGAUGUCGUAAACAUAAAUCUUACAGAGAAGCCUGAAUGGUUAUUGGAAAAGAGUCCAUUGGGCAAAGUGCCUUGUUUGGAGUUUGAAAAUGGAGAAACCUUAUAUGAGAGUUUGAUUAUCGCAGAUUAUUUAGAUGAAGUUUAUCCGCAAAAUCACCUUUAUCCAAAAAAUCCGCUGGCCAAAGCGAAAGACAAACUCUUAAUCGAGAGAUUUAACUCAGUUACCACAACCAUAUAUCAGCUGUUCGCAGGGAACACAGACCAGAAAGAGUUAUUCGAAGAAGCUUUAAACGAAUUGGAAUUUUUCGAAAAAGAGCUUGCGAAAAGAGCAAAGCCAUUUUUUAAUGGAAGCCAACCUGGCAUGUUAGAUUUAAUGAUCUGGCCAUGGUGCGAAAGAGCAGAUGUAAUAAAAUUCCUCCGCGGAGAGCAAUAUGUUCUACCAAAGGAAAGAUUUUUACGAUUAUUGGAGUGGAGAUCAGCUAUGAAAGAAGAUCCAGCAGUGCAACCCAGUUAUCUCGACCCUGAGGUACACACUAAAUACCUUCGAAGUCGUUACGCAGGAUAUCCUCAGUAUGAUUUACUCUGCACUGCUUUAAACGAAGGAAUAAUACACUAAUAUUGUACUACAUUAAGAACUUACGUGCAUCCAAAGUGUUCUUAAAAUUCACAUUAUAUGUAGAAAAAACACAUUCUUUGCUAUUUUAUACAUCACCUUUAUAUCAGUGUUAUUAUAUUACAUUAUUAUAAUUUUUAUUUCAAUGUUAAAGAACCGGUCAAAUAGUAUAGCACUUAGUUAUAUUAAAUUCGAUAUGCCUCAUUGACACUUGCAGAGAUAUAUUAAUAUAGUAACAUUAUAGUCUGUUCGAAGAAUAUCGCCAAAUAAGUUGGAAAUCUAUGUUAUGAUAAUGAAAUAAAAAAUGUAAUACCUUU
Belonocnema kinseyi is the source of this 1194-nucleotide messenger RNA. Its product is annotated as pyrimidodiazepine synthase-like. Gene Ontology annotation, cellular component: cytoplasm. The record is from RefSeq and is a predicted model, not a curated record. Gene Ontology annotation, biological process: glutathione metabolic process. Lineage: Eukaryota; Metazoa; Arthropoda; Insecta; Hymenoptera; Cynipidae. The transcript is spliced from 5 exons. Bases 131 to 880 code for a protein of 249 amino acids. Gene Ontology annotation, molecular function: glutathione transferase activity; glutathione dehydrogenase (ascorbate) activity.